This is a messenger RNA of Phaeodactylum tricornutum CCAP 1055/1, 1203 nucleotides long. RefSeq lists its product with no specific name. The transcript has a single exon. NCBI's taxonomy places the organism in Eukaryota, Bacillariophyta, Bacillariophyceae, Surirellales, Neidiaceae. The coding region runs from base 79 to 1203 and encodes 374 amino acids. The record is from RefSeq and is a predicted model, not a curated record.
UCAACGACCAAAGAAUCACGUCCAGCUUGUGUCACCAUCGAUGCAUCGACCUUACAUGAACAAAGAGUAUUGUUUUGAAUGAGUAACGCUACCAGGAGUCAUCGAAUCGCGAAUUCGUUUGCCGGAGGAUGCUGGCAAACAGGCCGUGUAUGCUGUUGCCGGUACGGCCUCUAUCCUCUCUUGGUAGCGUCCUUUUUGACAACAGGUGCUUUGUUAUCUCUGUACAAUGCAGCCGGCUGUGAUUUUGUUGAUAUUCAGGUCGGUUUCACACCAUCCAAUAGCGCAUGGAACCAAAGUCAAGCAAGUCUUGGAAUAUGGUACUACCAAACAGACGCUCCGAGCAAUUACAGCACUUAUCGCGAAAAACUGCAGGAAGGAUGUCAACGGUAUACGCAAGCUUUUGAAGAGUCCUUUGUCGACGGCGAUCGCACGUGGAUAGUUGCCAGAGUCAUGGCCACGAUUUCGGCUUGUUGCAGCAUCGUGGCUACCCUGACGAGUUGGCUUUUCUGCUUUUCCACAUUACCACUGUCAUUCUGGUCGUGCGUGCUCUUGCCAACAUCAAUGGUAGCUUUCAUUGCGGAAGUCUCCAAGUUUAUUCUCUUCGAUAUUUCAUUGUGUCGCAGCUCCCUCUGGUUUCCAAGUGGUGUCGAUUCGUUACCUCAAGCAGCCGAGUCGUGUUCUUUAGGUAAAACUGCGAAUUCUGCGGUUGCGUCUGGGUCUAUACUUUUGGUUGGCUUUGCAAUGGUAUGUCUUAAAAUUCCGCGCAAGCGAGUCUUGGAUCCCCAAUACGCUGGGCAACAUGUCACGGAUGCGGGACUUGACUGGGACCGCAAUGGAUCGCCGCAAAAGUCUAUCAAUACCGAUGCGGACAAGAAGUAUAAGGACUUUUCCAAUGAGCUACUGGACACGAGUCAAAACCUGUCGGAAACAUCAUUCGAUGCGGAAGAGUCCAUUCCAAGCUCAGGUGGAUGUAGCAAUCAAGAUUCCUCGAUACACAAAUGUGGCCAAAGUCAAAACGAUUGCCCCAGUGAUGAAAAAUCUGCGACAGACGACUUUGUCAUUUUCGGUACGCAACGCGUCUCGGAAAGUCGAGUAGCGAAAUUGUCGAAGAUGACAGCAACAGCUAAUAUGCAAUCCGAAGACUUGAUAAAUAAAUUUGUGCAGGAGUUCGAUGAAGCUUUCCAGGAAUCAGACGAGUCUUAA